Messenger RNA from Necator americanus (New World hookworm), 327 nucleotides. RefSeq lists its product as uncharacterized. The transcript is spliced from 2 exons. NCBI's taxonomy places the organism in Eukaryota, Metazoa, Nematoda, Chromadorea, Rhabditida, Ancylostomatidae. The record is from RefSeq and is a predicted model, not a curated record. The coding region runs from base 1 to 327 and encodes 108 amino acids.
AUGGGGUUAACCUCGUUAACCCACCGAGUCAGAAGUUCCGGUCUGUAUCCUGAAGAUGAAAAAAGAAAAUCUGAUGGAGAUGACGGGAAAAGCGUAGAAAUGCUAGAAUAUCUCUCCCUGCCUGGGAUUCGUGAGAUGACAAAGAUCAUCCGUUUAAUAGGGAAUUAUCAAAGAAUCUCUUUGUUCCGUGUUAUGUACGACGUACCGGAGCGGAUUAUCCUGGACUCACUCAUUAAAUAUCGCGAAGAAACAGCGCGUGACGAGCAAGCUACAUCAACUGCAACAAGACCGCAAAAACAAGUGGACGUCAAGAGCGAUGGAGUUUGA